AUGUCAUCCGGCUAUCCAUACAACCCGGCGCAGCAGCCGCACCAAGUGGGCGAGACUUCUGGCGCGCCCUUGCCCGGGGAGCGGCAGAACCUGCAGCAGAACCUGCAGCAGCAGCACCCCUACAGUGGGUACCUUGCGCAGCCCUACCCGUACCAGGCGGCGGUGCCCCCGGCCUCGCGCCCGGCCUUGACAUACGACUACUCGGGCAGCUACUCGGGCCACUCAGGGACGCCGUCUGCCGGGCUGUACUCGGCGGCAGCUGCAGGCGCAUCCCAGCGUGCUGGUGGCUACCUCAUGCCCAGUUACACGGCGCAAUACGGCGGGUACGCGGACUACCAGCAGCUCCUCCAGCAGACGCAGGGGCAAACUUUGUCGCCGGUCGCGAUCGGCCGCGCCGCAGGGACUUCGUUGACCUAUCCAGGGGCGUCGGGCGCUGCGGGCAGCACAGCCAUGAGCUCGGGCGAGGGCAACAUUGCGAAGGACGAAAAAAUUGAGUCACGGGUUCAAUCCCAGGCACAGGCACAGGCACAGGCACAGGCACAAGCUCAAUUGCAGGUUCAAUCGCAGGCCCAGGCACAAUCACAGGCUCAGGUGCAGGCCCAGGUUCAGGCACAAACACAAGCACAGCCCCAAACCUACGUGUCGGCAUACGGGAGUUAUUACCAGCAACCACAGGCAUACCAACAACCUUCAGCAGUUUACCAGGGAUACAACUACGGGGUGGGCUACGGGGCACCUGGUGGGGCCCCCGGUGCGGCUGCCGGGUACCCCUACUACGGGGCUGCUGCUUAUGGGAGCACAGAAUCUGUGUUGAGGUACACAGGCACUGUUGAGGAUGGAAAAGAGAUGUCACAGCAACCGGAUGCAUUGAAGCAAGACCGGCAGCAGCGUCGGCCACACCGCAGAACGAGAAAUUCGCUUGAUGAUACACCGUUAAGCCCAUCGGUGGGUCAGGUGCAGCCGGUGGGCGUGCGGCCAAAAAUUACAACGAUUAUGUGGGAGGACGAGAAGACUUUGUGCUACCAGGUAGAGGCAAACGGUGUGGCAGUCGUCCGGCGGGCCGACAAUGACAUGAUCAACGGCACAAAGCUCCUAAAUGUGGCCAAGAUGACCCGUGGCCGGCGAGACGGCAUUCUCAAGGCCGAAAAAACACGCUACGUCGUCAAAAUCGGCUCCAUGCACUUGAAGGGAGUCUGGAUUCCGUUCGAGCGGGCUCUUCUCAUGGCCCAGCGCAAGAAAAUCGUUGAUCUGCUUUACCCGUUGUUUGUCAAAGACAUAAAACGUGUUAUUCAGCAGGGCAACCCCACCUACCGCUCCGAGUCUUACUACGGGCUGCAGGCGGACAAGGAUGUGGAGAAGAAGACUGAAAAGAGCCUGGACGGGGUGCAGGACCAGGACCAGGGGCAGGAGCAGCGAAAUUCGCACGAUCAGGCCUCGCACGAGGAGCAAAACCCUCGGGAUGCAUCCGUGCACCCUGAGCAGCAAGGUUUGCCGCGUUCUGUGCGAUCGGGGCAUCCAGAGCACGAUCAGCCGGCAAGUUCUGCAGAUGCAAAUGCUGCAAAUGCAAGUUCUGCAGAUGCAAAUGCUGCAAAUGCAAAUGCUGCAGAUGCAACUUCUGCAACCGCUGAUCCUGCGAAUGCAAAUCCUGCAAACGCAAGUGCUCCACACAUCUCUGCACCGACUGCGCCAUCAAAUCCUGCAAACCCGCCAACACUCCCCCCAACUACUCUCCGCACUCCACAGCAAAAUCCACAAAACAAUCUCCCCUCUAUCCGCUCGGUGCAACCUCCUCCACCCUCUAACCCCUCCCAGUCCAUCCCAUACUCUUCCUCCCAGUACUACCCGGCGGGUAACCCUCCUUCCGGCUACUACUACGGGCCCCAGUACUACUCCCAGCCAUACCAGGUGAGGGCCUCCUCUCAAUACGAGUCCCCGCAUGACAUCAAGCACUAG
Brettanomyces bruxellensis is the source of this 1953-nucleotide messenger RNA. RefSeq lists its product as uncharacterized. Gene Ontology annotation, molecular function: DNA-binding transcription factor activity; sequence-specific DNA binding. NCBI's taxonomy places the organism in Eukaryota, Fungi, Ascomycota, Pichiomycetes, Pichiales, Pichiaceae. The transcript has a single exon. Gene Ontology annotation, cellular component: nucleus. The record is from RefSeq and is a predicted model, not a curated record. Gene Ontology annotation, biological process: positive regulation of transcription by RNA polymerase II. The coding region runs from base 1 to 1953 and encodes 650 amino acids.